Anguilla rostrata (American eel) is the source of this 3758-nucleotide messenger RNA. RefSeq names its product zinc finger protein 271-like. The transcript has 2 exons. Gene Ontology annotation, biological process: regulation of transcription by RNA polymerase II. Lineage: Eukaryota; Metazoa; Chordata; Actinopteri; Anguilliformes; Anguillidae. Gene Ontology annotation, molecular function: DNA-binding transcription factor activity, RNA polymerase II-specific; RNA polymerase II cis-regulatory region sequence-specific DNA binding. The coding region runs from base 133 to 2955 and encodes 940 amino acids. The record is from RefSeq and is a predicted model, not a curated record.
AACGAAACGUGCGAGUGGUAUCAUUCGGUGCCGAGAAUUAGUGCAUUACGUUAAACAAACGGUGUAGCCCAACUGAAGUAAAGUCAGCAUUAAUAAGGGAGCUGCACGUCUGCUGUACUUUUGAGCCGCAGUAUGAUGCAGGCAGGAGUCUGUCUGAGACAGGACACUGAGACAACACUACCAGAGCUCACUGAGCAGCACAGGACCAGACAGAAAGAAGAGGAACUCAGUGGACUGGAGCCUGUCCACAUGGCAGAGUCAGAGACAGAGUGUGCUGCACCUGGAUUCAGCACACUGGAGCCAGAGUGUGUUACCGCACACAGUGGGGUCAGUGAUGUACACCACACACACACAUCACUUACUAAAACAGAAACUGAUUUGGGCUCCACCCACACUGGGGAUCUUAAGACCGAGAGCCUUGACAGUACAGAGCUGGGAUGUGUAACCCAUCUGCAUCCUGACCAAAUCAAAACUGAGGCUGAUGAUGGAGGAUACCUUAAGACAGAACAUAUCAGUGACUUGAAUGAUUUAAAAUGUGUUCAUAUUAAAUUUGAUAAGAUUGAAUCCAGUGAAAUUUUAGUGAGUGAUCUCAUGAAUACUGUGAUGAAUGGGGCUGGUGUUGGUCACAAAGGCCAGACUGAAUCAGGCCAAUGUGCAGGACAGCCAAGCCCAAACUGUAAAAAAGAGGAACCUUACGGCCUACUGACCCAUUGUGGAGACUUAAAUGAUCACUGUGACAUGAACAGUGAAAAUAAUCUGACCAGAAUUGUCCAGAAAGGUGCAAAUAGUAGCAACAAACAUGCAAACUGUCAAAGAACAAAUGUGAUCAUUGAACCCAUGAUAAUUCAAUCAAGUAAAACACAAAGCCUUUUGAAAAUCUUUCAAAAAAAGGCUGUGCAUACAAAUGAAGGUCAAAUUCAUGCAGGUCAAAAGCCAUACAAAUGUACACAAUGUGAGAAGUGUUUUACUACAAAAUAUUAUUUAAGUGUACACCAGAGAAUUCAUACAGGUGAGAAGCCAUACAAAUGUACACAAUGUGAGAAGUGUUUUACUACAAAAUAUUAUUUAAGUGUACACCAGAGAAUUCAUACAGGUGAGAAGCCAUACAAAUGUACACAAUGUGAGAAGUGUUUUACUACAAAAAAUUAUUUAAGUGUACACCAGAGAAUUCAUACAGGUGAGAUGCCUUACCAGUGUGUACAUUGUGGGAAGUGCUUUCCUGCGAAGUUUCUAUUAAAUCACCACCUGAGGGUUCAUACAGAAGAAAAGCCAUACAAUUGUACACAAUGUGAAAAGUGUUUUAAAUCAAAAUCUGAUUUAAGUGUACACCAGAGAAUUCACACAGGCGAGAAGCCUUACCAGUGUGUACAUUGCGGGAAGUGCUUGUCCACAAAGUAUCUAUUAAAAUGCCACUGGACAACUCAUACAGGUGAGAAGCCAUACAAAUGUACACAAUGUGAGAAGUGUUUUAAUACAAAAUCUUAUUUAAAUGUACACCAGAGAAUUCAUACAGGCGAGAAGCCUUACCAGUGUGUACAUUGUGGGAAAUGCUUUUCCAAAAAGUAUCUAUUAAAAUGCCACUGGACAAUUCAUACAGGUGAGAAGCCAUACAAAUGUACACAAUGUGAGAAGUGUUUUAGUACAAAAUCUUAUUUAAGUGUACACCAGAGAAUUCAUACAGGCGAGAAGCCUUACCAGUGUGUACAUUGUGGGAAAUGCUUUUCCAAACAGUAUUUAUUAAAAUGCCACUGGCCAAUUCAUACAGGUGAGAAUCCAUACAAAUGUACACAAUGUGAGAAGUGUUUUAGUACAAAAUCUUAUUUAAAUGUACACCAGAGAAUUCAUACAGGCGAGAAGCCUUACCAGUGUGUACAUUGUGGGAAAUGCUUUUCCAAACAGUAUUUAUUAAAAUGCCACUGGCCAAUUCAUACAGGUGAGAAGCCAUACAAAUGUACACAAUGUGAGAAGUGUUUUAGUACAAAAUCUUAUUUAAGUGUACACCAGAGAAGUCAUACAGGCGAGAAGCCUUACAAAUGUACACAAUGUGAGAAGUGUUUUAAAUCAAAAUCUGAUUUAAAUGUACACCAGAGAAGUCAUACAGGUGAGAAGCCAUACAAAUGUACGCAAUGUGAGAAGUGUUUUAAAUCAAAAUAUGAUUUAAAUGUACACCAGAGAAGUCAUACAGGUGAGAAGCCUUACAAAUGUACACAAUGUGAGAAGUGUUUUAAAAGAAAAGCUAAUUUAAAUACACACUUGACAGUUCAUACAGGUGAAAAGCCCUACAAAUGUACUCUUUGUGAGAAGUGUUUUGCAAGUAAGUGUCAUUUACGUAGACACCUGAGAUUUCACAAAGAUAAAAAAGCAUACAAGUGUACACAGUGUGGGAAGGGUUUUUCUGGAAAGUCUCAUUUGAAUAUACACCAGAGAAUUCAUAUUGGUGAAGAGCCUUACAAUUGUACACAGUGUGGGAAGGGCUUUUCUGUGCUAUCUAAUUUAAAUGCCCACAAAAGAAUUCAUACCGUUGAAAAGCCCUACAAAUGCAUUUCUUGUGGGAAGUGCUUUUCCACAAUAUCUCAUUUAAAUCAACACCUGAGAAUUCAUACAGGUGAGAAGCCUCACAAGUGUACACAGUGCGGGAAGGGCUUUUCCACAAUAUCUCAUUUAAAUCAACACCUGAGAAUUCAUACAGGUGAGAGGCCUCACAAGUGUACACAGUGUGGGAAGGGCUUUUCCAAAAUAUCUCAUUUAAAUCAACACCUGAGAAUUCAUACAGGUGAGAAGCCUCACAAGUGUACACAGUGCGGGAAGGGCUUUUCCCAAACAGCUCAUUUAAAUCGACACCUGAGAAUUCAUACAGGUGAGAGGCCUCACAAGUGUACACAGUGCGGGAAGGGCUUUUCUGAAGUUGGUCACUUAAAAAUACACCUGAAGAUUCAUUCAAGGGAAAAGCCCUAAACAUCGAAGUGUGGUAAGGGCUUUUCCACACUGCCUCAUGCCAACAUGGAAUUCAUACAGGUGAAAAGCUCUGCAAAUGCAUUAAUUGUGCUUCUCCCAAAUAUUUAAGUAACCACCUGAGAAUUCGUGUUCUCUGUGUGGGAAGUGCUUUUCCAAAGCAAGUGCAUGACAUUUUCACUAAAUGCUUCAUACCGAUGUACAGUGUGGGGUGUGUUUAACUUGCCACAAAAGCAGUCACACAGCCAAAUUGCGUACAAACGUUUUCAGUGUAGGGAUUGUUUUUCCGAAGGAAGUGAGUUAAAUUGCCACCACGUACUGUGCAUAAUGUUAGUUUUUGAUUAUCAUGGCAAAGGUCAACUCCUACAAAUAAAUAGCCUGACAAAUGUAUUCAUUGUGUUUGAUGAAAGCAUCUAUUACAUGAUGUAGUUUGCAUAGGAAGCAUUCCAGAUGUCCAUCAAAUUUUCAAGAGUAACCUUAGAACUCACGAACAUCCCUUCACUAUUAUUGAAUGAACCAUCCCGUUGUAAUUUCCAUAUUUUUAUUUUGUGGGUGUUUAAUUUGAAUUCAAGGAAUGAGGAAAAAGUUGGUACCCCAACAAUUUUGGAGUGUUUGUUGUUGUGCAUUUCUUAUUUGUAAAAUGUAAUUCCUUGUAGAUUGAAGGGUGGUAUUUUGCGAUGAUGAAAUUGACUGCAACGUAAUUUGUUUGAAAGAACUGAAAUCUGUUUGGAUAUACUGUCAAAAGAAACAUGGUUUUGUGUAUUGCAAACGUUUUCUGAAAAUAAACUUACUGCCAUUUCCAAUUA